GUAUUGAGAGCGUCGCUUCUGGUCUUGCGUUCCACAUUCGUUCGCCCUCCGCUUUCUUUCUUCCUCGUGAUUUCUUCGCCGAUUUAUAUAUACUCGAUCCUCCCCCUCUCUCAUCGGAGCUGGAGAAGAGGAAUCGGGGCUGUUAUUCGGUUCUGCGGUUUCAGGGAGAAAUCUCGGCGGGGCGUGUUGCGUUUGGGGGUUUCUAGGUCGCGGGGAGCUGAAUGCGGUCGAGAACCAGCGUGAGGGCGGCAGGGACGGCGGCGUUUAGCCCGGUGAAGGAAGAGAAGGUGGAGGCGGAGAAAUGGGAGGUGAGGCCGGGUGGGAUGCUGGUCCAGUCUCUCAGCUCGCACGCCGACGCUGUCGGCGCUCCCGUCCCCGCCAUCCGCGUCAAGGUCAAGUACGGCGCCGUCUACCACGAGAUCUACAUCAGCUCCCAGGCCUCCUUUGGGGAGCUGAAGAAGGAGCUGUCUGCGAGGACGGGGCUGCACCCGCUGGACAUGAAGCUGUUGUACAAGGACAAGGAGAGGGCGUCGGCGACCUUCCUCGACGCCGUCGGCGUGAAGGACAAGUCUAAGGUGGUGUUGACGGAUGACCCAACGGCGAAGGCGAAGCGACUACUGGAGAUGCGCAAGACCGACAAAAUUGACAAGGCUGUGAAGUCCGUCUCCGCAAUCAGCCUUGAGGUCGACCGUCUCGCCUCCAAGGUAACGGCGCUGGAGGCGAUUGCGAACAAAGGCGAACGAAUCGUGGUCAACGACGUGUCCAAUCUCAUCGACUGCUUGAUGAAUGAGCUUGUUAAGCUGGAGGCCAUCGACGCCGACGGAGAUGUGAAGCAGCAAAAGAGACAGCAGAUUAAGAGAGUGCAGAAACAUGUGGAAACGCUCGACUUGAUCAAGCUCAAGAACGGUCAAGCGAGGAAAGAGCGGCAGCCUCAGUGCCAACCACCGCAGAAACUUCAUUCGCCGCCGCAAGCAGUGCUGCACUCGAUUCAGCCCCAAUACCAGCAACAAAUGCAGCAACCACACAACCCUUUUCUACAGCAAAAUCACCACCAGCAGCAGCCGGCGCGUUCUCAGUCAGCGUUCUGGGAACCGUUCGAUCUGCUGACACCGUCCACCUCCACGCCCACUUCCGCCACCACCUCCACCGCCUCCUCCACUCCCCACGCUAGCUUCGAUUGGAAGCUGUUCUGAAUUGCCACUGCCUUGGAAAAUUCAACAAUGCGGGCGAUCGAUCGAUUCUACUACUAGUAUUCUCUGUGUCAUUGUGUGUAAUCUAUUGAUAAAUAAAUGGAUAUAUACACCGUAUGAUCUUGUCGAGAUCUAUCGCUUGAAGGUAAACAAAGGCUGCCGGGUUCCAUAUUGCAUAAAUUUGUAUCCCAAAAACAUUAUUCAUAUUGAAGGUCAAUGUUCAUAGAUGUAAUUUCAAACACAUAAAUAUAUAUUGGUAAAUGGGUGGUUGAUGGAAUUUAA
Zingiber officinale is the source of this 1472-nucleotide messenger RNA. Its product is annotated as BAG family molecular chaperone regulator 1-like. The record is from RefSeq and is a predicted model, not a curated record. Gene Ontology annotation, biological process: protein stabilization. Lineage: Eukaryota; Viridiplantae; Streptophyta; Magnoliopsida; Zingiberales; Zingiberaceae. Gene Ontology annotation, molecular function: protein-folding chaperone binding; adenyl-nucleotide exchange factor activity. The transcript has 4 exons. Gene Ontology annotation, cellular component: cytoplasm. Bases 222 to 1193 code for a protein of 323 amino acids.